AUGGAUUAUUUUUAUUUAAUUUAUCGACUACGUUCUAUAUUGUCUGCACUUUUUUACCUUUUCCUAAUUUCUGCACAACAGAUUCAUGGAUUACAGAGUCUGAGAUUAGGACAUUCCUUCACACCGGAAAGAAAUCAAAUUGUACUACAGUCUCUAGAUUGCACAUUUUCCGCUGGGUUUUAUGCCGUUGGCACCAACGCCUAUGGCUUUGCAAUAUGGUAUUCUCAAACUCGCUUCCCGUAUACAGUUGUUUGGAUGGCCAACAGGGACAGACCUGUGAACGGCAAGGUUUCCCGUCUUCGCCUUCAGAAAGACGGAGACUUGGUACUUUUGGAUGCAGAUGGGAGCGCUGUAUGGAGAUCGAACACCAAAGGUCUUGAUGUGCAGGAAGCGGAGCUUUUACCUGCGGGAAAUCUGGUUCUACGUGGCUCUUCUGGACAAAUAAUUUGGCAAAGCUUCGACUCGCCAACUGAUACCCUCCUUCCCCAGCAGCCCUUCACAACGAACACACAGCUUAUUUCCAGAAUGGGACCGGAAAACUACAAGUCUGGCUACUAUCGUUUAUUUUUCAACGAUGACAACUACCUGAGCCUCAUUUACGAAGGGUUGAAUCUGUCCAGCAAGUAUUGGCCUGAUCCGUGGAGAAUUCCAGCUGCUAACGGCAGAAACACUUUUAAUAUUACUCGCAUAGCAGUUCUAGACGGAUCUGGUAGUUUCAGCUCAAGCGAUCAGUUUAGUUUCAAUGCGUGGGACAGUGGUGAUGGGCCCCUCAGAAGAUUGACUCUGGAUAUUGACGGUAACAUGAGAUUAUACAGCCUCAAUUCGCAAAACGGCAGCUGGGAAAUUUCGUGGGUCGCAAUUUCACGGCAGUGCAGAGUUCAUGGUUUGUGCGGUUUUAAUGGUAUGUGUACAUAUACACCAGAGCCCACAUGCGUCUGCCCGCCUGGUUUUCAAAGGGUGGACGAAAAUGAUUGGUUCAAAGGCUGUCGGCUGCUAAACAAGUUCUCUUGCGGUGCAAAUCAUUCCCAGUUUAUUCGGCUUCCAUACGCCGAUUAUUAUGGGUUUGAUUAUUUCGGAAGAUUUGGUAUGUCAAUAGAGGAGUGCGAAAAUUUCUGCAUGGAUGAUUGUAAUUGUCUAGGAUUUGGCUACAGACUUAGCGGCUCAGGCAUUUGUUAUCCAAAGUAUUAUCUGAUUAGUGGAUUUCAAUCUACAGAGGCCCCGAAUGACAUGUAUAUUAAGAUAUCCAUCAAUGUAUCUUCAGUCACCAAUAUUUCAUCUCUGCAAACGUUGCUGCCAUCUGACUUGGGUUCACCAUCAUGUUCGCUGCAAUCUGAAUCCCAACCACAACAACAAAAUAUUUCGUCUACAGUUGGAAAGAAGCGGUGGUCAAAUCAGCUGAUCAUUUCCUUGGUCUCUUUUGUUUCUGCUGUUGGGUUGACAGAAAUUGUUUGCAUAGUUCUGGGUCGGUGGUUUUUCAUUAAAGCCUUUCGCGAGGCCGAUGUCUAUAGUCGACAAGGCUACUUUUCCAUUCCAGGAGGGCUUAAAAGGUUUAAGUUUUCAGAACUUAAAAUGGCAACCAAUAAUUUCAGGGAGAGUGUGGGAAAGGGUCGAUUUGGAAGUGUAUACAAGGGUCUCCUUCUCCCCGAAAAUAAAAUGGUGGCAGUCAAGCGACUGGAAGGAGUGUCUCGAGGACAAGAUGAGUUCCGGGCUGAAUUAAGUAUGAUUGGCCGCGUCAAUCACAUGAAUCUGGUUACACUGUUUGGUUACUGUGCGGAGGCAAAGCACAGGCUGUUAGUUUAUGAGUAUGUAGAGAAUGGUUCACUUGAUAAGUAUUUGUUUACCCAAGACAGCUCAAGAGUCUUAGAUUGGAACACAAGAUUUCAAAUUGCAGUAGGCACGGCAAGAGGAUUGGCUUAUCUGCACGAGGAAUGCUUGGAAUGGAUUCUCCACUGUAAUAUCAAACCAGAGAACAUUCUUCUGGAUGAGCAGUUUCGUGCUAAAGUUUCAGACUUUGGAAUGGCAAAGCUGGUUGGCAUUGGGCAUGGAAAUAACGGUCUGGCCUUCUCUACCAUACGAGGGACGAGAGGAUACCUGGCACCAGAGUGGACGAUGAACCUUCCCAUCACAGCAAAGGCAGAUGUUUACAGUUUUGGCAUUCUUCUCUUAGAAUUAGUUAGCGGGCGGAAGGCUGCAGAACUUAAUAUGUUUGGGACUAAUUUUGUACAAUGGGCUUUUCAAAGCGUUAGAGAAGAAAGAUGGACGGAGCACAUGGUGGAUCCCAAAUUUGGAGGGAGAGAUAUGAAUUGGAAAUCAAAAGUGGAAAUGGAGAGGAUGUUAAAAACAGCGUUGCUGUGCAUUGAGCAGGACAAGGAUGGGAGGCCUUCCAUGAGUCAGGUGGUUGAGAUGUUAAGUGCAGCAGUAGGAGGGGAUGGAAUUUAGAGAUUGAUG
Cryptomeria japonica (Japanese cedar) is the source of this 2448-nucleotide messenger RNA. Its product is annotated as putative receptor protein kinase ZmPK1. The transcript has a single exon. NCBI's taxonomy places the organism in Eukaryota, Viridiplantae, Streptophyta, Pinopsida, Cupressales, Cupressaceae. Bases 1 to 2439 code for a protein of 812 amino acids. The record is from RefSeq and is a predicted model, not a curated record. Gene Ontology annotation, biological process: protein phosphorylation; recognition of pollen. Gene Ontology annotation, molecular function: ATP binding; protein serine/threonine kinase activity.